Oppiella nova is the source of this 420-nucleotide messenger RNA. NCBI's taxonomy places the organism in Eukaryota, Metazoa, Arthropoda, Arachnida, Sarcoptiformes, Oppiidae. The record is from the annotation of a GenBank genome assembly.
UUAUUGAUAUUUAUAUUAUUUAAUAUAUUUUUCUUUUAUAAUAGGUACAACUAUUGGACAGUUGAUCAGGCUACUAAAGGAUGCAGGUGCUAAAGAAGUGCAUAUAAGAAUCGCAUCCCCGCCCCUCCAUUUUCCUUGUUAUAUGGGAAUCAAUAUCCCAACUAAAGAGGAAUUGGUGGCCAAUCACCUAAAAGCUGAACAAUUGGCGCAAACACUAGGGGCCGCUUCUCUCGUGUAUCUGUCGGUCGAUGGCCUGAAAAAGUCGGUUCAGUCAGGAAUUAAGGAGCAAUUACUGAAAGAGGACCCAAACUAUGAGGAGGACGUUAUGGCCGAAAGGAUUGGUCACUGCACGGCUUGCCUCACCGGCCAAUAUCCGGUCAAAUUGAACUUUUAAAUCAUUAAUCUAUUAUUGUAGUAAAC